Molecule: messenger RNA, 2382 nt
Organism: Panicum virgatum (switchgrass)
Lineage: Eukaryota; Viridiplantae; Streptophyta; Magnoliopsida; Poales; Poaceae
Product: probable galacturonosyltransferase 3
Exons: 8
Coding region: 34-2121 (695 amino acids)
Molecular function (GO): polygalacturonate 4-alpha-galacturonosyltransferase activity
Source: RefSeq, a predicted model, not a curated record
GAAAUUCACAUCCCAUCACUCCACUCCCCGUCCAUGGCGUCCUCCUCCACCGCCGCCUCCUCGUCGGCGGCAGCGGCAGCGUAUCCCAGAACCCCCUUCUCCCUGCGGCGGCGCCCGGGUCUCCUCGCCUUCCUCUUCGUCUUCCUCUGCUUCAUCUCCUUCCAGGUCGUAAUCCAUGUGCCCUCCGCCAGAUCGGCGGUGUCCCAGUGGCUCUUCUCCGGUCACCAAGGUGAACACCAGCGUCCCAAGAACUGCCCUGGGUGUGGCAAUUCGCAGGAUGUGGGUAGUGCUGACAAGACGAUUGCGUACACUGACCAGUAUGGACGGAUCAAGCUGUUCAAAGUGACCGCCAGAGAGUUUGCGUCGUCCUCUAUCUGGGAGAACCCAUGGUUGCCCAGAGAUAGCCAACCGAUAGCCAGAACCCAAGAGGCUGCUGAGGAUCUUCUACUAGCCAAUGGAUCAGAAGCCACCAAUCUUUCAAGUGCAGAAACUCUGGAAACGAAAAGCGUGGAUCCGAUCAAAUUAAAGCGACAGGUAUUUCGGCGUAGAAGAAAGGAGCAGAGGGUACAGGAGUUGCUUCAGGUGGAUAAGAAGGUUGAACUUGAGAUGCGAAAUGCAGCGAUAAACAGCUCAAGGAACUUUGAUAAUAAAGUUAGGGGCAGCUACAACAUAUGGAGGCCGGAGUUCCGCCUUACUAAUACAGAUUCAACCCUAAGGCUCAUGAAAGAUCAGAUAAUAAUGGCCAAGUUAUAUGCCACUAUUGCACUUUCCCAGAAGGAACCAGACAUGUAUGCCUUGCUCAUGAAGUGCAUAAAAGAAAGCCAAACAGCCAUUGGGGAUGCACUUAUCGAUAGCGAACUCGAUUCGAGUGCUUUAGAGAGAGCAAAAGCAAUGGGGCAUGUGCUGUCUUCGGCUAGAGAUGUUCUGUACAGCUCGAGUGAAGUAUCAAGAAAAUUACGUGUUAUGCUGCAGUCUACGGAACUAGAUAUCGAUGCAGUUAAGAAACAGAAUUCGUUCCUGGUUCAGCAUGCUGCAAAGACUGUCCCCAUGCCCUUGCACUGCCUACAUAUGCAGCUGACCACCGAUUAUUAUUUUCGUGAUGGUGUGACGAAGGAGCAUUUUCAUGAUGCUGCUUUGAAGGAGGAAGAAAAUAAAGCAAAGCUUGAGGAUAGGUCACUCUAUCACUAUGCUAUAUUUUCUGAUAAUGUGCUUGCAGCCUCAGUAGUUGUCAGAUCAACUGUGACAAAUGCCAAUGAACCAGAGAAGCAUGUGUUCCACAUUGUCACUGAUAGACUUAAUUUUGCAGCCAUGAAGAUGUGGUUCAUCGCUCACCCUCCCCAGCUGGCUAUUGUUCAUGUGGAGAACAUAGACAAUUUCAAGUGGCUCAAUUCAUCGUACUGUUCUGUUUUGCGGCAACUUGAGUCAGCUCGGCUCAAAGAAUAUUACUUCAAAGCACAUGAUCCAUCAUCACUUUCUGAUGGAAACGAGAAUCUAAAGUACAGGAACCCCAAAUAUUUGUCUAUGCUCAACCAUUUAAGGUUCUACAUGACAGAAAUACACCCGAUGCUUGACAAGAUACUGUUUCUCGAUGAUGAUAUUGUUGUGCAGAAGGAUUUGACGCCCCUAUGGGAUAUAGAUCUUAAAGGGAUGGUAAAUGGUGCCAUUGAAACCUGUAAAGAGAGUUUUCAUCGCUUUGACACUUAUCUCAACUUCUCACACCCAAAGAUAUCAGAGAACUUCGAUCCACGUGCUUGUGGGUGGGCGUUCGGAAUGAACAUGUUUGACCUGAAGGAGUGGAGGAAGCGAAAUAUCACUGGAAUAUACCAUUAUUGGCAAGAUUUGAAUGAGGAUCGCAAGCUGUGGAAGCUGGGUACAUUACCUCCGGGACUAAUUACUUUCUACAACCUGACAUACCCAUUGAAUCGUACUUGGCAUGUUUUGGGCCUUGGAUAUGAUCCAGCUGUUGAUAUUGCUGAGAUCGAUAAUGCUGCGGUAGUUCAUUACAACGGGAAUUACAAGCCCUGGCUUGACCUUGCCAUUUCCAAGUACAAUCCGUACUGGUCCAAGUAUGUAGAUCUUGGCAGCUCGCAUGUUCAGCAUUGCUAUGCGAGUAAACAAUGACAUGUAAAUCUUCAUCCAGUUUUAUUUUUCCUUUGGAGCAUAAGUUAUUUCACUAGGAGAUGGUUAGACAGAGUAGUGGUGUGUCUAACGUAGUUUAGCCUUCAUAAUCUUGUCAUUCUUCUGCAUAGUAAUGUGCCUACUCUUGUAUCAACUGGUGAACAUGGUGAUUUAUACCCUGCAACAAAGUAGGUGUUCUUUUUGUUCACUUUAGAAUUUGCUGUACCUUGAAUGAAUUGCAAAAAGAAUAAACCUUCACAUCAA